Molecule: messenger RNA, 234 nt
Organism: Colletotrichum chrysophilum
Lineage: Eukaryota; Fungi; Ascomycota; Sordariomycetes; Glomerellales; Glomerellaceae
Exons: 2
Coding region: 1-234 (77 amino acids)
Source: RefSeq, a predicted model, not a curated record
AUGACAUUGUCCAAGAUUGACUAUAUUCUGAAUCCUGGGAACAAGCUGGACAUCAGCAAGGGUCAGAUCGGUCGCCUUUUUCCUGAAGCGAACGCAUUUAUCAUCAACCCAGCGCUCGGAGAGCUCGAAUUCGAGGCCGAAGAGAAUGAGUUGACACUUAAGGUGGCGAAUAUGAAUGGGGAGUUCGCAGUGUUCCUUCCUCAAGCAAAUGGCGGCGCCGCUGGACGUGCAUAG